Molecule: messenger RNA, 1718 nt
Organism: Xiphophorus maculatus (southern platyfish)
Lineage: Eukaryota; Metazoa; Chordata; Actinopteri; Cyprinodontiformes; Poeciliidae
Exons: 4
Coding region: 471-1166 (231 amino acids)
Source: RefSeq, a predicted model, not a curated record
UCCUCUUCUGGGUCCCUCAGCAAUGAGCGAGAUGAAUGAAAGCAAGACAGUAACACAUUCAGUCAUGUGGCGACUCAGACGGAGACAAUCAAUACAACCACAUUUCGAUACCGCCGAGUUUCUAAUCAUGUCCUGCUGCUGUUGCUGCAGAGGAACCUUCUUGCCAUUUACUCUCUGGGCUUCACCUGGCAGCGGCAGCAUCAGGACUGGCGGCUGGCAGCGUUCGGCCUUCCUGCGACGCAGUGACGGUGUGAUUCUGAUGCAACGGAGGAAUCUCCUCGUUUGCAGGUUCUCUUCUUCAGUGUUGCAACGGAACACUCUGGUGAGGAGUUGAGACAUGUUGUCAGUGAAGACAGUGUUACUCGGUCUAGCAGACGUCAAGCCGCCGCCUGCCAUCUCUGUAGUAAGCAUCUUCCUAUAGUUCUAGACGGGAACUUUAAUCCGAGCAACUUUAGAUUCUGUUUAGCACAAUGGCAGGUACGUUUCGGGGGAACUGUCUGUGCGGCGUUGUCGGUGCAGGCGUGUGUAUAGCAGGAUGCGCCUUCCUCAUUCUAGCUGCGCUCCCCGUUGUUCAGAUUGCUUUGGGUGCAGUUUACAUACAUGACUGUCCAGCGGGACCAGUUGUUCCAGUUUAUAUGAUGGUGUUUGGGAUCUUGGUCCUGCUGAUGAUGGCCCUGUUCGCACUGCCGAAGCUCCUCUCUCCAGCAGCACAGAGUCACAGCGCCUGGGUCGUCUCCUUCACCAUCCUGUUAUUCUUGUCUUCCGUUUGGCUUCUAGUCGGCAGCUACCACGUUUAUUCCAUAUACCCACCCGACUACGAGAAGAACACCACGGAUUCCGACAGCUCCACCAGGAGGAUCGGCGUUCCUGACCCCCUGACCUCAGAGAACCAGAGCCUUCACAGCCGCAACCGCAGCCAGAACUUGUGGGAGACGAUUCAAAUCCUCAACAGCACAAACAGAGGGACCAACAGAAACCCGACUGGCGCCCAACAACAGCCACAACAAGUGGCGUCUGUGUCACCAUACUGCAACAGGACCGUGUACUUGUUUGCUUUCUGGACCACUACACUGGUGCUAGUGAUCGUGGGAAACGCCCUGCUGCUCAUCAUCUGUCUGUAUGGGUUCAUGAAAUGCAUAGAUGUGUUUGUACAUUAUCUCUACUGAACUGACUGCUGAACGACAGAUAGAGCCAUUGCUCUGCAGAAGGAAAGAAGCAGAGGGACAGCUGUCCUGUAUGGCGUACUGAAACUGUCUAAGUCAAUCAGCAAAUCAGCAUUGGAACAUUAUGGGCUACCAGGAGCCUGUUAGUUAGAUAUUCACAAAACACAAGUUUUCACUGUGAGAACUUGUGUUCUUUCAGUCACUAUUUGGCUGUCUAAAUAUUUUUUUAAUAUAUAGAAUUAGGACAUAAAGCUCCACCAAACAGGUCACCGAGCUUAGCGCUUGUUCUGGAGGCAAGUUAAGCUAGCUGUGAAAGGCUAAAUGAUCAAGCAGCUACUCUUUUGCCUUGGCAUAUUUCAUUAUUGAUCUUAAAUCUGAAGUUCCAAGAUGGAGAAAAUUAACUGAAGUGUCCACUAAUACCUAAUUUGGAAAUCAAAGCUGUCCCGUAAGAGCAGUCAUACUUUUGGGGGCAGCUUUUUUUCUCUCACAGCACGGUAAAUGGUCUUAGCUGCAAAAAAUAUAUAUCUGUGUAGUUGGUAGAUAAAAAGUGUAAGA